ACGAACAGUGCGGAGUACAUAACCUCGAAUACGUGCCGGUUACAAAGCAGAGUAAAAAUCCGAGAGCUUUUAGUUUUUCCCAACAAAUGUUGGUUUUUCGUUUACUUUGAUUUCGUUAACAAUUCGAUAGUUGGGUUGGACAAAAAUAACAUCAGAAGCAUUACCAUGACAGAGCAAAAGCAAAAAACCAACUGCAUUACACUCAAAGGUUCUGCAGAAUUGGUGAAACAGUACCUUUUGUAUGGAAUCAACAACAUUUUAUAUCAACGGGGUAUUUAUCCUCCUGAAACGUUUGACCCUGCUGAGCACUUUGGGUUAUGCAUUUUGAUGUCAACAGAUCCUAAGAUAGUGAACUUUUUUAAUGUUGUGCUUGGCCAAGUUCAGGAAUGGCUUUUACAAAGAAAAGUACAGAAAGUAACUUUAGUUAUUUCAAAUGUUAAUACAAAGGAGGUUCUCGAGAAGUGGGACUUUAAAGUAGAUUAUGAAAUUGAAGUGUCAAAUGGUAAUGCAGACAGUAAAGGCGAUGGAAGCUUACCGGAAAUGGGAACUAAGGACAUAAAAAUAAUUCAGAAAGAAAUUCGGGAAGUUAUACGUCAAAUAACAGGAACUGUAAGCUUUUUGCCAUUACUGGAUUGCCCUUGCAGUUUUGACAUUUUAACAUACACGAUACCUGAUUGUGAUAUUCCAAAAGAAUGGGAUGAAACCAGUCCUGUAUUCAUAGCUAAUAGCCAAGAAGUGCAACUACGAUCAUUUUCAACAUCACUUCACAAGAUGGAAACAAUAGUUAGCUACAAGAAUACUUAAUACUUAAUACUUGAAGAAUUCAAGCAUUAUUCCAUAAAUUAAGGUUAUAUAUGAGUAUGAAUUUUUCAAACCAUAUACAUACUCAUUCUUUUUUGGAACUAGUUUUCUCUAUGAGAAUAUUUUGUACUUCUUUUAGAUGAUAAGUUACGCCAAAGUAUUCCUAUUAUCAUAUAAUGAUUUCCAAUGGAUAAAACAUAAGUUAAAUUAUUUUUAUUAAUAUUUUCGUUUUUUAAAUGUACUCAACUCUGAAAUACUUUUACAAGGUAACAAAGUUUUCUAAUUUCUUAUCUCCAGUAUUCAUUUUGUGAAUCAUGGGAAAGGGAUGAGACAGAAAAUAUGUAUAUUAGGUUUUUUCGGUUAAAUUAAUCAAUUUGAUUUUAUUAUCAACUAAUACAAAAUAUUUUUCGAAUUCAUUUAUCAUUUACAAUUAAGAAACAAACGAGUUGAUGCUGUCACUCAAAGCUUAUGACUGAGUUUUUGAAUUUAUAAAUUAAUCUUGUUACAAAAUGUUGAUUUACAAUGAGGGACGUAAAUUGAUCAGACAUCGACAUUGAAGUAUAAACGAACAAAUUUCGUAUCAGCGCUAUUUGGUACUUUUAAGUAUAUCUUGUGCGACUAAAAUUGGCUUUAAUCCACAGUGCAUUAUUUAUCUCUAAAUAUACCUUAACAUACGCGUACUGCAUUUCUCAUUCUGUGCAGAAUCACUGAAAUCACGCGCGACUUGAUGAACCCAAAAUUUUGCAAACACUCAGUAGUCUCAGCCGUGUUACGCACUAAAUUUGCAUGUGAAGGUCUUAGUUCUUUUAAUUCACUUACACAUUGCAUCGCUUUCUUAUUUCAUUUACACAUUGCAAAAGCCUCCCGGAUACGCUAUAGAGUUACAAAUAUAAUAAUUGCUGUCUAAUCCGCGGUAUCGUAACGGAUUCAUUGUAAAUUAAUUGCAAAUGUCUUAUGGUUUAAAAGAAGCAGUUUUUACUUAUUUUCAAUUUAAUUCGAUGAAGCAAUACGACAUCGCUGAUUAAAACUAUUAUUUUUCUAUAACAUUAUAAUAUGAAUUCAGGAAUAUCAUACAAUUACGCGUCUCAUAAGACACUGAAAUAUGAAAUAAAAGAGUCUUUUCGUUUCAUUCAUUCACUUUCAACACACAUUUUAUUAUGAUUCACCUGCAAGAAUAAAACUUUUUUUAAAAAAUAAUACUGUUCGCAGCAGUACCGCAUUGAGUAUUAAAUACCUAGAACAUAAGAAGUCGAAUGACAUGUAAGAAUUUUGAUAAUAUAUUGAUCAUUUUAUGUGAAACGAAAAAACGCUUUUGGCAAUUAGCAGGUAAUAAAAGUGUGAUACAUACAA
This is a messenger RNA of Nasonia vitripennis (jewel wasp), 2151 nucleotides long. It is a transcript of the gene mad2, whose product is annotated as mitotic spindle assembly checkpoint protein MAD2A. Gene Ontology annotation, biological process: mitotic spindle assembly checkpoint signaling. The record is from RefSeq and is a predicted model, not a curated record. NCBI's taxonomy places the organism in Eukaryota, Metazoa, Arthropoda, Insecta, Hymenoptera, Pteromalidae. The transcript is spliced from 3 exons. Gene Ontology annotation, cellular component: kinetochore; nucleoplasm; cytoplasm. Bases 166 to 804 code for a protein of 212 amino acids.